Cynara cardunculus var. scolymus (artichoke) is the source of this 1083-nucleotide messenger RNA. Its product is annotated as probable aquaporin TIP-type RB7-5A. The transcript has 3 exons. NCBI's taxonomy places the organism in Eukaryota, Viridiplantae, Streptophyta, Magnoliopsida, Asterales, Asteraceae. Gene Ontology annotation, biological process: transmembrane transport; water transport. Gene Ontology annotation, cellular component: plant-type vacuole membrane. Bases 73 to 825 code for a protein of 250 amino acids. The record is from RefSeq and is a predicted model, not a curated record. Gene Ontology annotation, molecular function: water channel activity.
GAACUCACAAAAGUAAAUCAUCAAUAUCUUUGACUUUUUGACUUCAUAGUUUCGAUCGUAAAGCUACUGAAAAUGGUGAAGUUGGCAUUUGGUGAUUUUGGUGAUUCGUUCAGUGUUGGCUCACUCAAAUCGUAUUUAGCUGAGUUCAUUGCCACACUUCUUUUUGUGUUUGCGGGUGUUGGGUCAGCUAUUGCUUAUGGUAAGCUCACAGCAGAUGCAGCAUUAGAUCCUGCUGGGCUGGUAGCUAUUGCAGUUGCUCAUGCUUUUGCACUAUUUGUCGGGGUCUCAAUGGCAGCCAACAUCUCAGGUGGCCAUUUGAAUCCGGCCGUCACCUUUGGAUUGGCUAUUGGCGGCAACAUCACUAUCCUAACCGGCUUAUUUUAUUGGAUUGCCCAAUUACUUGGUGCCAUUGUUGCUUCAUUCCUUCUCCAGUUUGUCACUGGAGGACUGGCUGUUCCAACCCAUGGAGUUGCUGAUGGCAUGAAUGCUAUCCAAGGAGUAGUGAUGGAGAUUAUCAUAACAUUUGCCCUAGUCUACACAGUUUAUGCAACUGCAGCAGACCCCAAGAAGGGUUCACUAGGAACCAUCGCACCCAUUGCAAUUGGGUUCAUUGUUGGAGCUAACAUCUUGGCUGCCGGCCCAUUCAGUGGUGGUUCAAUGAACCCUGCUCGAUCAUUUGGACCUGCUGUUGCUAGUGGAGACUUCUCAGAGAACUGGAUUUACUGGGUUGGACCACUUAUCGGCGGUGGUCUAGCUGGGCUUAUCUAUGGUGAUGUUUUCAUCGGAUCAUACGCUCCACUACCAGCCUCUGAAGACUAUGCCUAAAAAGUUCUAGUCGUUUCGUGGUUUUCAAUUGUAUUUCAUGUUUAUUUAAGGGUUGAAAUUGUAAUAUCCUCUUUGUUUGGGGAUCAUUUUGAGAAUUAUGGAAGGUAAAGGGUCAAUUUUGACGAGAUACUAAUGUAUCUUAUUCACAUUUGACCACACCAUAAUCUCCCAAGUUUGUAUCUUUAUCUUCCUUUGGAAAAUCCUAAGCUUGUAAUCUUGAUAUGUGAAUAAGUGUUUAUAUCUCCUUUUGAAUCUUAA